Molecule: messenger RNA, 1928 nt
Organism: Cucumis melo (muskmelon)
Lineage: Eukaryota; Viridiplantae; Streptophyta; Magnoliopsida; Cucurbitales; Cucurbitaceae
Exons: 5
Coding region: 333-1568 (411 amino acids)
Biological process (GO): regulation of flower development
Cellular component (GO): nucleus
Molecular function (GO): protein binding
Source: RefSeq, a predicted model, not a curated record
UUGUACACCCCAUUUUCUUCCUUACCCAAAAAUAACUAAAAAUUUCCUCUCUUUCUCUCUCUCUACGGAAAAUAAUUAUUUAAAAUUAUAAAAAGAAUCACAAAUUUGAAAAACAGGACAAACAAAAUUUCCUUUUCUCUUCCUCUUUUUAUUUUUUAUUUUUUAUUUAUCUUUCUUUCUAUAAAAGCUUUGCUCUGUUAUUUCUGUUCGCCUUCAUGGACUUUUAUUUCUUCCAUUUCACUCAAGUUUCUUCUUUGUUUCACAAAACUCCAGUUUUCUCCCAUUCUCUUUCAUUUUAAGCAACCCCAUUUUGUUUUCUGUUCUUUAGAGUUAUGAUGCAGGACGUCAUGAGCUCUGCUUCGGACCAAAUGCUUCCCAUUGAUGAAAUCUCGAGUCCGAUCAAUGCGCAAAUAUUUGAUUUCUGUGACCCCGAGCUGUUCGCGGAGACGCUACAGAAUUCUGAGUUCAAUUCUUGCUCAAAUUGUUGUUACGACAAGAAUUCACCUUAUGCUACAAAUCUGUCUAAUUCUCCAGAUCAAACAGAUAACAACGGCAAUGGCAAUGGCAAUACUGUUGCCGGUGCUGCAUCAUUUAUACCUGCUAACGAUGCAUCAGCUGCAACUAACAUAACGACCAACAGUACCAGCAAUCUGUCUGCUAUCUUUGAUUCCCAAGAAGAACUUGACAAUGAUAUCUCUGCCUCCAUAAACUUCUCUCCAUCGGCUUCGUUUUCGAUGCCUCAAUAUCUCACCAUCCAGUCAGGGCAGUUCGAUGUUUCUCAAGUGCAAUCUCAAAUGCCAUUGGUAGAUCCCAUGAUAGAAGGGCUUGUGCAGUGUCCUAUGGCUCCAGUUGGAGCUCUCAUUGACGAAGAUCUACCGUCGAUUUACGUCGAUGAUUGCUUAUCUUCCUUGACUUCCUACAUGCCAAUGAAUCCUGCUUCCCCUUCAUGCUCGUUUGUCGGAGCCUCCAUGGCAACAUACCUGCCUACCACAUCAAUGAAUCCUGCUACAUCGACUGUCGAAAGUUGUGGAAUGUUUUCUCUCCUCGGCCCUGAAUUGCAACCGCAAGACCUUGACUAUCAAGGAGACAACUGUGGACUCUACAGCCAAGACUGUAUGCAGGGGACUUUCAAUCCAGCAGAUCUUCAGGUGCUUAACAAUGAAAAUCUACAACUGGCUGCUGGGGCAAUGAACUGCACUUCUUUAGCUUCAGAUCUCUCAAGCUUAAAGGACAGUACUUUCAAAGUAGGAAAACUCUCCAUGGAAGAGAGAAAGGAGAAGAUUCAUAGGUACAUGAAGAAAAGAAAUGAGAGAAACUUCAGCAAGAAAAUCAAGUAUGCCUGCCGAAAAACACUAGCAGAUAGCCGACCACGGGUUCGAGGACGGUUCGCGAAGAACGACGAAUUGGCAGAGAAUCACAGGGCUGCUUGUAGCAACCAUGAAGGAGAAGAAGAAGAAGAAGUAGUUGUGAAGGAAGAAGAUAGCAUGAUUGAUUCCUCAGAUAUCUUUGCUCAUAUCAGUGGAGUGAACUCCUUCAAGUGCAACUAUCCAAUCCAGUCUUGGACUUGAAUUUUUUGAUGUUGUUUAUUAAAAAUAAAACACCAAAAAGAAAAAAAUUAGAAAAAAGAAAAAGAAAAAAAAGAGGAAGAAACUACAAUUUUGCAGGACCCAAAUACAGAUAUGAACAUAAGAAUAAGAAUAAUAAUGUUAUGAUAUGUAGUAGAAAGAGAUAGCGAUGAAGGGUCAUAAAAAUAGAAAUAAGUUUGAGUCAGGCCACCUAGCAAUCAAACUUUAGAAGAAGUUUUCAAUUUGUAGAUAUCUCAUCAACAAAUUCAAAAUCCUUAAUUUGUACAUGUUAGGGGUUUAUGCCCUCAAAAGUUGCAAUAAUUAAUACAAUGUUCAAAUUUAAUUAUAAGGUUUCUUACAACA